AUGGCAUUGGCUCUUCGUUCGUUGUUCCUCCUUUGUGGGUUGAAUGGACUGCUGACUGGAGUCGGGUCUUUCCCUUCGAAAAUGUUCAAAGACGUGAGCUGUCCUGAAGGAUGGACACAGCUGGAUUGCAGGUGUUACAUCUACCAAAGUGAAGCGAGGGAAUUUGCAGAUGCAGAGGCCGUCUGCGGCAUUCUUGGUGGCAAUCUGAUCUCCAUCGGCAGUGACUUGGAGAAUGCGAUCGCGCAAGAGUUGAGUGAGGACGGAGGUAGUGUAGUCUGGAUUGGUUAUCAUGAUGCCGUCGAGUCUAGCGCUUUCAUGUGGACUGACGGUACAUCAGAAGGUUACGAGAACUUUUUCUCUGGAUUUCCUAGUGGAAGUGGUAAUUGCGUUCAAUUGGACACCUCAGUUGGCGAAUGGUCUAAUACUAGCUGUGAUUUGGAGAGACCCUAUGUGUGCUGCAUGGAUGCCGGUCAUUAGGUCAUUCUUCUUGACAUCCUGUCUGCCAUCAC
Corythoichthys intestinalis (scribbled pipefish) is the source of this 509-nucleotide messenger RNA. RefSeq names its product galactose-specific lectin nattectin-like. Bases 1 to 477 code for a protein of 158 amino acids. The record is from RefSeq and is a predicted model, not a curated record. NCBI's taxonomy places the organism in Eukaryota, Metazoa, Chordata, Actinopteri, Syngnathiformes, Syngnathidae. The transcript is spliced from 6 exons.